ACACGCUAAAUUAAAGGAUUUAUUACAGCUGAUAUUGCUGUAGACCGGCAUGACUAUGGACGCCCCUUGAUAAAAUCAACAACAGCAGCCAGCAAGGUCGCUGAGGAUUAUUAUCAAAAAAAAAAGGAUAAAAGCAACAAAAACUGGCAGAUAUAAGAAAUUAAAAGUUCUGGCGUUGCAGACGGAUGGAAAAAUCUGAAGAGCCGGAUCCCAUAUAGCAUGCACUUUAUCAUAUGGGCCAGGAUCAGACUGGGGGCCAAGCGGUUAUGCUGUGCAGGCCGCUGUCGCAGCAGGCAACGAAACUGGGAAACCACACCGCCACACAUAUACCUAUAGCACCAGCAGUAAUCAGCAACACAAACAACAUCAGCGCGAGCAUAAGCAAAUCAAGGGCAACCUUUGGACAUGGCAACAGGGCAGAUGCUGUAGCGGCUGUCGGUGUUAGCAACAACGGCGUGGGCGUCAGUGGCGCCUCUGUUGUUGUCUGGGGCAACAUCAUUAGCUUCAAUCACAGCCUAAUGAUAUUGCCCAAGGCAAACCAAUUGUAUUAUGCCGUAACUAUUGCUAAAAAUGCAUAAUUUUUCUACAUAUUUCAUGUUGAGAAAAUAUUUCAAUCGACAUUAUUGAAAAUGUA
Drosophila novamexicana is the source of this 634-nucleotide messenger RNA. RefSeq lists its product as uncharacterized. Lineage: Eukaryota; Metazoa; Arthropoda; Insecta; Diptera; Drosophilidae. Bases 234 to 578 code for a protein of 114 amino acids. The record is from RefSeq and is a predicted model, not a curated record. The transcript has 2 exons.